Marmota monax (woodchuck) is the source of this 1528-nucleotide messenger RNA. It is a transcript of the gene Lgals9, whose product is annotated as galectin 9. The coding region runs from base 97 to 1155 and encodes 352 amino acids. The record is from RefSeq and is a predicted model, not a curated record. Gene Ontology annotation, molecular function: carbohydrate binding; galactoside binding. Gene Ontology annotation, cellular component: cytosol; nucleus. The transcript has 12 exons. NCBI's taxonomy places the organism in Eukaryota, Metazoa, Chordata, Mammalia, Rodentia, Sciuridae. Gene Ontology annotation, biological process: negative regulation of type II interferon production; negative regulation of CD4-positive, alpha-beta T cell proliferation; positive regulation of gene expression.
AUUGCUUUAGUUUCUAUUUCCUUGUAACGUCCUGCCUGAGCAGAGGACAGCCCAGCCGCUGUGAAAGGCAGCAGUGGCCACCAAGGUGGUGGAGAAAUGGCUUUCUGUGGCGUCCAGUCUCCCUACCUCAGCCCGAUGGUCCCCUUUUCUGGGACAAUCCAUGGAGGUCUCCAGGAGGGACUCCAGAUCACUAUCCAGGGGACCGUUCUUCACUCCUUUGAAAACAGGUUUGCUGUGAACUUGCAGACUGGCUUCAGUGACCAAAACAUUGCUCUCCACUUCAAUCCUCGGUUUGAAGAGGGAGGGUAUGUGGUUUGCAACACGAAGCAGAAUGGACGCUGGGGGCCCGAGGAGAGAAAGAUGCAAAUGCCCUUCCAGAAGGGGAAGCCCUUUGAGCUCUGCUUCCAGGUGGAGAGCUCAGAGUUCAAGGUGAUGGUGAACAAGAACUUCUUUGUGCAUUAUGCACACCGCGUGCCCUUCCAUCGCGUGGACACCAUCUCUGUCACCGGCCCUUUGCAGCUGUCCUACAUUGGCUUCCAGAGGUCUCCAGUCCAGCCGGCUUUUCCCACCAUGCACUUCUCCCAGCCUGUCUGUUUCCCAUCGAAACACAGGGGGCGCAGACCAAAACCUCCAGGCAUUUGGCCUCCCAACCCGGCUCCCAUGACUCAAACUGUUAUCCACACGGUGCACAGCACCCCAGGACAGAUGUUCCCUAGUCCUGCAAUGCCACCUAUGGUGUUCCCCAACCCAACCUAUCCGAUGCCUUUCUUCACCAGCAUCCCAGGGGGGCUGUACCCAUCCAAGUCCAUCAUUGUGUCGGGCACUGUCCUGCCAAGUGCUAAGAGGUUCCAUAUUAACCUGCGCUCUGGGAGUGACGUCGCCUUCCACAUGAACCCCCGUUUUGAUGAGAAUGCUGUGGUCCGCAACACCCAGAUCAACAGCUCUUGGGGGUAUGAGGAGCGAAGCCUGCCCCGAAAAAUGCCCUUCACUCGAGGCAUGAGCUUCUCGGUAUGGAUCAUGUGUGAAGGUCACUGCCUCAAGGUGGCUGUGGACGGUCAACACCUGUUUGAAUACCUCCACCGCAUGAAGAACCUACCGGCCAUCAAUAACCUGGAAGUGGCGGGUGAUGUCCAGCUGACCCAUGUGCAGACAUAGCCCCAGCCUCCCGGAUGCUACCAUGCAAGCAGAGGGUGUUUAGAACUGGUGAAGCUGUGUUCACCCCCCUCAGCAGACACAGAGUCUCCGGAGCCUCCCAAGCACCCAGUCCAGGCCUGUGUUGAAUGUGGCACAUUCCUGUCCCAGGUCAACUCCAGUCCCCAGCCAGAGCUAUGCACUCCUUGCAGUGAGGAGACCUCCUCUGCCCCACCCCCUUCUCUGACCCUUUCCUUCUUUCCUUCUCACCUGGCAUCCAGCUCAGACCCCCACCCCUCCAGGAAACUACCCUGAUUCCAUCCCCCCUGGGCUUCCACCAACUCUCUUUCCCAGGGGAAAAUAAGGAAAAUGAAGGAAUAAAAAUGGUUGCUGGCAA